AUGGUAGCAUUGGCAUUCAUACGCAUGCCUGCCGUGGUCUUUGCAACCAGCAUGCCGCUGGUUCUCGCCGGAAACUUGCUCAGCCUUCUCCAUGCUACUUUCCGGGUCUACACUGAAGACUUUGAGAACUGCGAUGGGACUGGGGCUGUUUAUGCAUUGCGCAUGGAACUUCUCUCCGGUCUGGGGGUGCUGGGGUUUGCUUGGAUAAUGAACAACAUCUUGCAGUUCAAAGCUGAGCUGCGAGUGGAAAGUGGCAACGUUGCCACCCAGCUUAGUGCAGCAUCUUCGCUCCUACGGUUGACUUGCGAUGCUGUGAUUGAGCUGGAUAACGAGCUGCGCCUGAUUGAAGAUUCGCCAGAGCUGGCCUGCAUGCUGCUGAAAAAUUCGCCUGGUGCAAGCUUGAAAGGCUGCAGCUUUCUGGAUUUCAUUCCUCCGGACGAUGCCUCACGGGCGCAGGAGAAUUUGGCACCAGCUGGUUCGAUGAACAAGCAAGGCAGCUUCAGCUCGUUUGGUUCAUUUAACUCAGAUUCGGAAAUGCAAAUCACCGCGCAUGCUUUCCACACCCGUUUAGUGGACAGCUACAAUGGCAAGAUUUGCACAGAAGUCUUCCAAGUGAGGUACACCAAGCUUGAUGGCCAGAAGUACUAUUUAUUGGGGCUUCGUGACUUUACAGAUGUGAAGUCGUUGGCGGGCGGAAAUGCAGCUGAUUCCGUUGCAGAGUUCGACAAUCCAGUGUCGCAGUCACACAGCAUCUCCUUCCCUAUGUUUAGGAGCCCAUGUGGCAGUGAGUAUGGUGGAAGCUCUGGCAUGGACUCUCCUCCAGCUGAACUAGCACCAGAGAACGCAUUUCGCGUCCAACACAGCCCGAGAAGUCCUACAGAACAAAAGGGAAAGGACAUCUAUAUGGACAUCGAUAUGGAAGGUCUUCUGGUCCAUGCUGCGUCUACACCACUGACUCAUUUGGCCGGCAAGACGUUGAGAGAAGUUUUUCCAUCGCCGCAUACUUCUCUCCUCCUGCAAUCGUUGCAUUCGGAGGCUAAGAUUUCGCAGAGGCCUGAGCUCAUGUUCAACAGAGUCCUUUCAUACAAGGAGCUUCCUUUGGUUGGCGUUGCGCAGGGCAUCAGUGGAACAAUGCAGCUGACCAAGACCCGAUAUGAUCAAGUCCAUGUUCUGAUGGCUUUCGCCACCUGUCAGCCAGAGAGGAGCAGAUUUGAACGCCGCACUCGGCACAAGCCCUCGUAUCAACUCCAGAAAUCUUCUUCCCUGACGUCACUGUAA
Molecule: messenger RNA, 1278 nt
Organism: Durusdinium trenchii
Lineage: Eukaryota; Dinophyceae; Suessiales; Symbiodiniaceae
Source: the annotation of a GenBank genome assembly